Messenger RNA from Eutrema salsugineum, 2820 nucleotides. RefSeq lists its product as uncharacterized. Lineage: Eukaryota; Viridiplantae; Streptophyta; Magnoliopsida; Brassicales; Brassicaceae. Bases 257 to 2584 code for a protein of 775 amino acids. The transcript is spliced from 5 exons. The record is from RefSeq and is a predicted model, not a curated record. Gene Ontology annotation, molecular function: DNA binding; protein dimerization activity.
CCAAACUUUCUUCCUCUCGAACCCUAAACGAGCCGGGUCAUCUCAAAAAUUUCCCAGACAUUGCAUUUCUUCGUCAUCCUCAGAUUCUCCUCCGCCGUUCCUCCGUCUCUUCUCCUCCGCCUGAUUCCAUCUUCGUCUUCCCCGGAACCGAAGUCUCUGUACCGUAAUUUAAUCAAGUUUUUACCGAACCGAUUCUCGCGUAACCAACCCGGUCACAACCUGCAAACCAAUAAAGGCUCUCUCUCUCUGUUUGAGAAUGGAUUCGGAUUUGGAGCCUGUAGCUCUCACACCUCAGAAACAAGACAGUGCAUGGAAACACUGUGAGGUUUACAAAUACGGAGAUCGAGUUCAGAUGAGAUGUCUCUACUGUAAGAAGAUGUUCAAAGGAGGUGGUAUCACCAGAGUCAAAGAACAUCUCGCCGGUAAAAAGGGACAAGGCACGAUCUGCGACCAAGUCCCCGAAGAGGUCCGUCUCUUCUUGCAACAAUGCAUUGAUGGCACCGUGAGACGUCAGAGGAAGAGGCGAAAAACUAGCCCUGAGCCUCUGCCUAUAGCUUACUUCCCUCCUUGUGAAGGAGAGACACAGGUCGUUGUUUCUUCCGACGCGAACAACGGAUUCAAAUCUCCGGAUUUGGUGGCUGGUCAGAGCACGGGGAGGACGAAGCAGAGGACUUAUCGGAGUAGGAAGAGUAGUAGUAAUGCUUUUGAGAGAAACGAUUUGGCUAAUGUUGAGGUUGGUGGUGCGAGCGAUAUCAGUGACUUGAUGGGUCGAGACAUGGAGAAUUUGAUCCCUGUGGCUAUUAGUAGCGUGAAGAACAUUGUGCAUCCGUCCUCGAAAGAUAGGGAGAAGACAGUUCAUAUGGCGAUUGGAAGGUUUUUGUUCGAUAUUGGAGCUGAUUUUGAUGCUGUGAGCUCUGUGAAUUUCCAGCCGUUUAUCGAUGCGAUUGUCUCUGGAGGGUUUGGUGUUUCUCUGCCUGCAAAUGAAGACCUCAGAGGCUGGAUUUUGAAGAGCUGCGUUGAGGAAAUGAAGAAAGAGAUCGAUGAGUGCAAGUCUCUGUGGAAGAAGACAGGCUGUUCUGUUUUAGUACAGGAAUCGAGCUCCGAGAAAGGCACUAAGGUUCUUAAUUUCUUGGUUUACUGCUCGGAGAAAGUAGUGUUUUUGAAAUCCGUUGACGCGUCGGAGAUACUAGCUUCUGCUGAUAAACUCUAUGAGUUACUUAAGGAGGUGGUUGAAGAAGUUGGUGACACCAAUGUUGUGCAGGUUAUUACCAAAUGUGAUGAUCAUUACGUCGCUGCUGGGAAACAGCUGAUGUCUGUGUAUCGGACUCUGUACUGGGUUCCUUGUGCUGCACAUUGCUUAGACAAGAUGCUGGAAGAGUUUGGGAAGAUUGAUUGGAUAAGCGAAAUCAUCGAGCAAGCUCGAACCGUCACAAGAAUUAUCUACAAUCACAGUGGUGUCUUGAAUCUGAUGAGGAAAUUCACUUUUGGCAAUGAUAUUCUGCAGCCAGCCUUCACAAGUUCCGCUACUAAUUUCGCAACGAUAGCAAGAAUCGUGGAUCUGAAACCUCAUUUGCAGGCCAUGGUUACUUCGUCCGAGUGGAAUGAUUGUUCGUAUUCGAAGGAAGCAGGUGGAUUGGCAAUGACUGAGACUAUCAAUGAUGAGAGUUUCUGGAAGGCGUUAACAUUGGCGAACCAUAUAACAGUUCCUCUCUUGAGAGUUUUGAGGAUAGUUUGUUCUGAAAAGAGGCCUGCAAUGGGGUAUGUCUAUGCUGCACUGUAUCGAGCAAAGGAAGCGAUUAAGACUCAUCUUGUUCACAGGGAGGAUUACAUAAUCUACUGGAAAAUUAUAGACAGGUGGUGGUUGCAACAACACCGUCUUCCUUUGCAUGCUGCUGGUUUCUAUCUUAACCCGAAGUUCUUCUAUAGCAUCGACGAAGAAAUGCGUAGUGAGAUCCAUUUAGCGGUGGUUGAUUGCAUAGAGAAGUUGGUCCCUGACGACAACGUUCAAGAUAUUAUCGUUAAGGACAUAAACUCAUACAAGAAUGCUGUUGGGAUUUUCGGGAGGAACUUAGCAAUCAGAGCUCGGGACACAAUGCUUCCUGCUGAAUGGUGGUCUACAUAUGGAGAAAGUUGCUUGAACCUGUCACGUUUUGCCAUACGCAUUCUGAGUCAGACAUGCAGCUCAUUGAUUGGCUCCGGGAGAAACCUGACACCAGUCGAGCAAGUUUUUGAAUCGAAGAACUCUAUUGAGCGGCAACGGCUUAGCGAUCUUGUGUUUGUUCAGUACAACAUGCGCCUCAGACGACUGGGCGUUGAAAGCGGAGAUGAUAAUGUAGACCCGUUAUCACACAGCAACAUGGAACUUCUUGAAUACUGGGUUUCCAGAAACCAAGUCUGUAUAGAAGGAAAUGGAAGCUCAGACUGGAAGUCACUGGAGUCCAUAAAGAGGACAGAAGAAGUAGCGGUUAUCGAUGAAACAGAAGACUUGGGCUCAGGUUUUGAUGAUGCUGAGAUAUUCAAGGGAGAAAAAGAAGUGAGUGAUGAAGGUUAUUACACAAACAUAUCAGAGAAGCUGUUCACGUGAACUCACUAAGAAGACCUCUUUCUGUAAUCAUAGUGUUUGAUUUGGACAAAAAAAAAAUUGUGAUUUUCCUCUAGGGUUUGAUUUGUAUUCAAUAGGAGUCUUUACCAGUUACCAAUUUAAGCUGUAUCCCAUAAACUAAUUAUCACUCAGCAUGCAUUUCUCUAUAUGUUAGUGAGGACAAAUACCAUUCAAAGAUGUUGAUUGUUAUUAAUUUUCAGGGUUUGUCUAAUCUCCAG